Messenger RNA from Caenorhabditis elegans, 1092 nucleotides. RefSeq names its product Receptor L-domain domain-containing protein (gene irld-20). The transcript has 6 exons. Bases 1 to 1092 code for a protein of 363 amino acids. The record is from RefSeq and is marked reviewed. Lineage: Eukaryota; Metazoa; Nematoda; Chromadorea; Rhabditida; Rhabditidae.
AUGGUGUGCUCUUAUAUAUUCCUGUUAAUCAACCUAUUGGUAUUUAUUCCUUAUUGUCUAGGCAACAGUGCAAAUGAAUUUCGAAAAGCUUUAAAAUAUUACAUACCCAGGUGUCAAGGUGGGACAUGGCAAAGUAUAUCCGCCCCAGAGCAAUAUGAAACGUGUAAUACUUUAUAUGGAGGCCUGGAGAUAACUUCAACCUCAGAUAUAUCCAAUCUACGAAGUUUAAGAAAUAUUAUAACUGUGGAGGGAUUGAUUAAUAUUGAGAACACGAACCUUCAAGAUCUCUCAUUUUUUCAAAGUCUGAAAUUCAUAGAAUAUCAAAAUGUUGGAUCUACUGUACUCAACCUUCGUAAUAAUUCACAAAUGACACGUCUGGGUCUGCCAGCUCCGGAUAUUAGUACUGUAGGGCAGAUCCAAGAAAUUGCAUUCAUUAACUUUGAGAAUUUGCACAAAGACUUUUGCUUGACAGUCGCAGAAGUUGUACAUUAUUUCGAAUUAAAUAAACUUUCUGUCGAUAAUUUCCAUGUGAAACUUUGUGAUGAGGAAGACUCGAAAUAUGUUAUAUGUCACGCUGAACCGCUGAAAACAUUAUUGAACAAUUGUGAAGUAAUUAUUGGAAAUUUGAUAAUUGAAGCUGGCGAUGAGGGUUAUAUUUCAAAAUUGGAUUUUACCAAGUAUCUAUUCGGAGCAUUAAUAAUAAGGAACACUAAUCUAAAAAAGAUUAAAACUUUGUUUCACUUGAGCCUUAUUUGCUCUUUCGAGGAUUCUUUGCCACUUAUUCAAAUACAUUCAAACGUAAACUUGAAAGAAGCAGUGUUGGGUGGAAUAGUCAAUCUGAUAACCGGAGGAGAAAGGGUUGCAAUUUUUCAAGAUAAUCACCCUGAUUUGUUUAAAUCAAAGGAAUGUGAUUUGUUCGACCGAAAUAAUAAAACAGAUUUUUUGAAGACCCUCGUCAGUUUGACAUAUAUCGGAGGAGACUGUGGAGACGAAAGAGUUAAUAUCACAUUUUCAAAUGCAAGUUCCCUCUCCAUAUUCUUCGUUAUAUCAAGUACCGUGUUUUUUUUUAUUUGUUUGUUUUUCAAAAUAUGA